Messenger RNA from Pomacea canaliculata, 1763 nucleotides. RefSeq names its product 6-phosphogluconolactonase-like. The coding region runs from base 21 to 758 and encodes 245 amino acids. The record is from RefSeq and is a predicted model, not a curated record. Lineage: Eukaryota; Metazoa; Mollusca; Gastropoda; Architaenioglossa; Ampullariidae. Gene Ontology annotation, biological process: pentose-phosphate shunt; carbohydrate metabolic process. The transcript is spliced from 5 exons. Gene Ontology annotation, molecular function: 6-phosphogluconolactonase activity.
UUGGUGUGGAGAGUACAAACAUGGCGACGCCGGUUGUACAUGUGAAAGAAUCAGAGGAUGAUGUCUCCAAUAGCCUUUGUGAACUUGUGAUCAGCAGAGCUUCAGCAGCAAUCAAAACUAAGGGUUUAUUUGUUAUUGGGGUAUCUGGUGGAAGUGCUGCAAAAUUUCUUUGCAAUGGUUUGCCCUCUGCUGUUACUGAAUGGGAUAAAUGGCGUGUAUUUUUCUGUGAUGAGCGCUAUGUGCCUUUUGAUGAUCCAGAGUGCACCUACACAGUCUACAAAAAUGGACUGCUGUCAAAAGUGCCUGCUCUUGCUGACUAUGUGUACCCCAUCAACCCAGCUAUCCCUUUAGAGGAAGCUGCAGAUGAAUACCUGGGGAAAAUAAGAACUGUUUUUCCAGGAGAUGGCAUUCCCCGUUUCGAUGUCCUAGUGUUAGGCAUGGGUCCAGAUGGUCAUACCUGCUCACUGUUUCCUGACCAUCCAUUACUAAAGGAAGAUGAACAGCUGGUGGCACCAAUAGCAGAUUCCCCCAAACCUCCACCAGGCCGCAUUACUUUGACAUUUCCUGUCAUCAAUAAUGCAUCGUGUGCAGUGUUUGCAUCUUGCGGUGCUGGUAAAGCAGACAUUGUUCAGAAAGUUCUUGAAGGCAGUGGAGACAACCCAUUGCCAGCGGCCAUGGUGCGUCCAACUCAGGGUGAAGUUGUUUGGUUUCUGGAUGUUGCUGCAGCUUCCAAAUUGAAGUCUCAACAUAAACUGUAACUAGGUAAUCAAGAUUUUAGCAAAAUAUAGUGUUGGAAAAGGUAAAAGGUCUGGAUUCUGGUGAUACAGAGUAAAACAAACAAAAUUGUCCUCAAUCCUGGUUGACAGAAUUGUGGAGUAACUUGUUGAACGUGAACAAAGUAUGUCUAAACUGAAUCAGGAAUCAGGAUUGUUGAUACAUAUUUGCAUUUUCAAAUCUGCAGCUUUUGCAGGGUCAUGCUAAUGGAUAGUCAAUUACUCAUUGUAAUUAAAAAUAAACCCAUCUGAUUCAAAAUCCCAUUGGAUUAUUGUUCAGUUUGAUUCAAGGAUCAUUUAAUAUGCAUGAAUGAAAGAGCAAUGGUUGGUAUUGAUGUGCUUAUUUUUGAUAACUCUAAUGCAACGGAUGUCCAAUAGAACUGUAUAUUGUGCUGCUGGGAGUCCGGUUUUUUUCUUUUUUUUUGCUGUAGCUUUUUAUUUCUGUAUGGCAUUGACCUUAAAUGACAAAUUUUGUUUAUUGAUGAUACUUCGGAUGGAUCUGUCACUUGUUCCUGAUGUGAUUGAGGAACAAAAUUGCUGCGCAGUUUCAAAUAUCAUGUGAAAAGUAAGGAUUUUUUUUGUGGAGGACUGUAUAAUACAAUUCAGAUUCGAGCCAUGUCAGGGAUGUUUAUCUUUCUACAUUUCAUUCUUUGCCACAGGAAGUAAGCCAUUAUAUCUAACUCCUUUUCUGUUAAAUUCAAAAGCUGAAUUCAACCUAAACAGUACAGUUCACCUCACAUGACUUCUAUGCGUUCAUGCGAUGUUUCAUCAAGUAAUGUAUAUUCCCUUUGACUGCAUAUAUCCGUAAUCAGCUUGAAAGCUCAGCGUAUAAAGUAUCGUCUUUCAGAGCAAAAAGCAAAAAUGUCUCCUUGGUACGGCCUCAUUUAGGGCCACAGACAAACUACUGACAUCCAAGCAUUUGCAGAGCACUAGUUUGUCACCUAUGUAAUCCAACAGCUCAUUAAAAAGGGGUCAUUAUUGACAACCAUU